Molecule: messenger RNA, 3210 nt
Organism: Ascochyta rabiei
Lineage: Eukaryota; Fungi; Ascomycota; Dothideomycetes; Pleosporales; Didymellaceae
Product: Chromosome transmission fidelity protein 18
Exons: 3
Coding region: 1-3210 (1069 amino acids)
Cellular component (GO): nucleus
Molecular function (GO): ATP hydrolysis activity; DNA binding; ATP binding
Source: RefSeq, a predicted model, not a curated record
AUGAGUAGUCACUCUAUCGGAAUCCCCACAUCUUUUGACCCUGCCUUCCUCUACUCCGAAUACGACCUCGUACAGAACGCACCGAGUUCCAUCUCCCACUCUGACGACCUAGAAGCAUUGCAGGCGUGCAUCCUAGAAGACAGGGCAAAGAAGAACGUGCAAGGCGUUGUCAUACAGCAUCAAUCUUGGAACCUGACAGACAUCUUCAGGAGUGAGGGUGAACAAAGCAUUGAUACUCCCCUUAGAAAUCGAACAUAUCUCCCCAUCCAGCGCACAUCCAUCGACGAGCGUCCUUUUCCAUCUUCGCCGCCCACCUUCGUCAUGCCGCUUGUCUCCUCCCCAGUCGCAUACCCGCCGAGCUCGUCGAUGCCUCAGGCCACGACACCGAAGAAGAGAAAACGCUCGAUCGAUGUGCGCAGCCCACUGAAUGGUGCGCCAAAAAAGGAGACUGCACGUAGAUUUGGGGGCUUUUUGGACGAUUCGGACAAUGAAGAUGACGUCGCAGCAUUGAAGGAGCACUCGAUGAAGAGGAUAGCGGUCACUAGCAUCAGAGAGCUGCCUGCAGCGCCAGAAGAACUUGCACACUGCACUCUACCUGCAAGCCAGGACGAGAUCGCAGAUGCGGAGGAUGUACCGGUCGAAGCGCUUGACGAGUAUUUUGACCUACAAUCACAAACCAAGCGUCUCCCUCUCCACACUGCGCCCACAUAUGCGCGGUCGGUGCAUGGUUCGAUCGCACGAAAUUCAGCAGGCAAAACGAUCUACAUACCAAAGAAGGCGAAGAAAGAGGCCAUCUCUUUCGAGGAGUUGAUCGCAGCGCGGUCUGAGGCUGUGGAAGGCAAGGCAAGGACAAGCUACUACGGCAUAGACAUUCACUCGUUAAUCGAUGAGGCCAAUGCAGAAGACACUGCGAAGGCCGCCAGCCAAGCGCAAGCAUUCCAAAAUUUGACACACCAGUCAAUUGAGCAGCCGGCUAGCAAGACCGAAAAAAGCAAUCGUACGCUGAUGUGGACUGAGAAGUAUCGCGCACGCAAGUUCACAGAUUUGGUGGGAGACGAGCGUACACACCGAUCUGUUCUGCGAUGGCUGAAGGGCUGGGACAGCAUCGUGUUCCCCGGCUCUGGCAGGACCAAGUCGAGGACAGUGAAGAAAGAAUUUGGAGAGGAAGAGCAGAAGCACCGCAAAAUCCUGCUUCUGACAGGGCCGCCAGGACUCGGCAAGACGACUUUGGCGCAUGUGUGUGCUAGACAAGCUGGCUAUGAGGUCCAAGAGAUCAAUGCAUCAGACGAGCGAAGUCGCGAUGUGGUCAAGGGCCGCAUUCGAGACAUGGUCGGAACGGAGAAUGUGCGUGGCAUCAGCUCAAACACUGCGAAUGGCAAAGUACGCAAAGCUGGCAAACCGGUCUGCGUGGUUGUGGAUGAAGUGGACGGUGUGGUUGGCGGCAGCAGCAGCGGCGGUGGCGAAGGCGGUUUUGUCAAGGCAUUGAUUGAUCUCAUCAAUCUGGACGAGAAGAACUCAAAGAUGACUGGCCAACAACAGGCGACAGGCUCAAAGACGAAGAAAGGUGACAAGUUUCGGCUGCUGAGACCGCUCAUUCUUAUCUGCAAUGAUCUUUACCACCCUGCGUUACGACCCCUACGACAGUCAUCGACUGCCGAAAUUGUGCGCAUUCGCCAGCCUGCCAUGAACAUGGUUGUUACGCGCAUACAGGACAUUUUCAGUAAAGAAGGCUUCCAGUGCGACUCUGACGGCGUGCGCAGACUUUGCGAGGCAACCUGGGGUGUCAGUACAAAGAAGGAGGGCGGCACAGGCAGUGGCACAGGCGAGGGCGACAUUCGUGGUGUCAUGGUAAUGGCUGAGUGGGUAGCAGGGCGGCUGAAAUCAACGCACGAUCUGAGGUCCAGCGAUCGACCACAUCUGACGAAGAAGUGGAUCGAAGAUAACUUCAUCAAUGACCUGAAGCAUGGAGGUGGAGCGGCUCGCAGCUUGGGCCGCGGUGGCGCGAAAGAUGUCGUGGAUCGCGUUUUCAAGGAAGGUGCUGGCUUUCCUAAGCAGGCUGAGACAACAGAUGUGCGGACAGCGGCUGCUCGAGCAAAGACUGGCGUUGUUGGUGUUGCUGAAGCAGCGAAGCGCCGCGCAAUGGACCGACUUCGAGAGAUGGUCGAUACGAGCGGCGAUUGCGACCGCAUCGUGGCCGACUGCUUUGCUGCCUAUCCCGAUAAGCCUUUCCAGGACGACACCCUCCUCAGCAAGCCUUCCGUCGCCUACGAAUGGCUUCACUUCCACGACACUCUGUCCUCUGCUGUGCACAGUUCGCAAGAAUGGGAGCUCUUCCCCUAUCUUUCUCAGACUGCCCUCGCCUUCCACGACCUCUUCGCCUCGCCUCGACGCGAAGCCUCCAAUCCAGCAGCCGACCCCGAUGCCCAACCCCUACCCUUCUCUGGUCCUGGCGCAAGCUUCGCCGCAGCCGAACAAUUCAAGGCCAGUCGCGCGCAACUCAUGGGCCUGCAGUCAUCCUUGAGUGUGCCACUCACCAGACUGUUCCGGAGCCCAGAGGAGAUGGCGACAGAACUCAUACCCUACACAUUACGCAUGCUGUCGCCCGAUAUCAAACCUGUCAUCGUCAACACUGGUCCCGCUGGCUCGAGAUCUAGCGCUACAGCGGCAGUGCGCAAAUCGUCAGAGAAAGCUCUUGUCAAGAAAGCUGUCGAAGCCAUGGCUGCAACAGGAGUGCGGUUCGAGCGAAGCAGGAUUGAGGUUGAUGAUGCUAUGAACAGAAGUGGGGGAUUUGUGUUCCGCAUGGAACCUCCACUCGACACACUCGCGUCUUUUGAGACACUAAGCAGCAAGAAAGACGACAAAGUGCGAUAUGCAGUACGUAGCGUUCUGGAGAUGGAGUGGAAGAAAGAAUCCGCACGAAUCGAUAUGGAGAAUCGAAAGCGACGAGGUGGGCAGGAGAGCGAGGAGAUUGUGAUACCCGAAGAGAAAGACGAAGACGUUGCGAAAAAGCUCGAAGACGCGAACAGAAGAGCGGUGAAGAGAGAUUUUUUCGGCAGAAUAAUCAAGGAGAAGCCGCUCUUGGAGGGUGAGGUGAGGAAGAAGACGAAGCAGGAGGGCGAUGACGACAGAAUAUGGGUCAGCUUCCACGAAGGAUUCUCAAAUGCGGUGAGAAAGCCGAUCACGAUUGACGAGCUGUUCAGGGGGCUCUAG